Sceloporus undulatus (fence lizard) is the source of this 1676-nucleotide messenger RNA. It is a transcript of the gene RIOK2, whose product is annotated as RIO kinase 2. Lineage: Eukaryota; Metazoa; Chordata; Lepidosauria; Squamata; Phrynosomatidae. Gene Ontology annotation, cellular component: preribosome, small subunit precursor; nucleus; cytosol. Gene Ontology annotation, molecular function: ATP binding; protein serine/threonine kinase activity. The transcript is spliced from 9 exons. Gene Ontology annotation, biological process: maturation of SSU-rRNA. Bases 223 to 1545 code for a protein of 440 amino acids. The record is from RefSeq and is a predicted model, not a curated record.
UGGGUUGAAGAAUCAAUGAAAUAGUCCCUCCAAGCCUGAUUGCCUCCAUUGCCAGUCUCAAACAUGGGGAUGUAACAAAUUGUGAAGAAUUAGCAAAACACGCUCUUGGCUUAUGAGCGAACUAAAACUGUUCAGGGUUAUCGAUUAACUAAUGGAGGAUAUGAUUACCUUGCCUUGAAAACUCUUUCUUCUCGACAAGUUAUCAGUUCAGUUGGAAACCAAAUGGGUGUUGGAAAAGAAUCAGAUAUUUAUAUUGUUGCAAAUGAAGAAGAGGAGCAACUUGCAUUAAAGUUACAUCGGCUUGGGCGAACAUCCUUUAGGAAUUUAAAAAAUAAACGUGAUUACCAUAAACACAGACACAAGAUGUCAUGGCUCUACCUCUCACGUCUUGCUGCAAUGAAAGAAUUUGCCUACAUGAAGGCUUUGCAUGACAGAAAAUUUCCAGUUCCAAAACCAUAUGACUACAAUAGACAUGCAGUAGUAAUGGAACUUGUCAAUGGCUAUCCACUAUGUCAAGUGCACCAGCUUGAAGAUCCUGCCUCUCUCUACAAUGAAUUAAUGGAAUUAAUUGUCAAACUUGCUAACCAUGGUUUGAUCCAUGGUGAUUUUAAUGAGUUCAAUCUCAUGUUGGAUAACGAAGAUCAAAUCACAAUGAUAGAUUUCCCACAAAUGGUGUCUACUUCUCAUCCAAAUGCUGAAUGGUAUUUUGACAGAGAUGUGAAAUGCAUUCGUGAUUUCUUCAUGAAGCGCUUUGGCUUUGAAAGUGAACUUUAUCCAAUGUUCAAGGAUAUUAGAAGAGAAUGUUCUCUUGAUGUUGAAAUUGCAGCCAGUGGUUACACCAAAGAAAUGCAGGAAGAUGAUGAGCUUCUCUACCCAGUUUGCCCUCAUGAUGAGGGUCAUGAAACUUUUGACACACAAAGCCCUGAAGGGGGAGCAACUUUGGGUAGUGGCACAGAUCAAAAGACUGAUAAAGAACAGAAAGCCUCUGAAAUUUUGGUACAAACCAGUGAAGAGGAUAGUACAGAUGAAAGUGAACAAAGUUUAGAGCUGCAGGAGUUCAGCUGUGCCUUACAACAAAUUGAAGGACAAUUUAUUGCUGCUGCCGAUGGGGCUAACACAGAAGGUUCUGUAAUUGAUUUUUCUGAGGAUAAAAAGAAAAUUGAAAAAUCUACCAAAAUUGAAGAUCAGACAAGUCAAGGAGAAGAUCCUGCUGACAAAGAGUAUGAAGAUGAAUGUCCUGAUCUAGUUGACUUGUCCACAUUAAACAAAGAAUGCAGGCCUUUCAGAGAUGAAGGAACUUUGUUUCAUAUCAAUGACCACAGAACAAGAACCAUGAGUAUGACAUCAAUAGAUAGUGCUGGGAGCCGUUCAACAAUUCCUCCAGAACUGGUCAGACAGAAGAUAAAGCGUCAGCUGACUAAACAGCAAAAAGCUGCGCUCAGACGGCGGCUGCAGAAAGGAGAAGCCAAUGUUUACACCAAACAACAGCGAGAGCACAUGCAGAAUAUCAAGUCAAGUUUGGAUUCUGCUAGCUUCUGGGGCUGACAUCAUACAGAAUUCCUUUGUGCCACACAAAUCAAAGAAAAAAGGGGAUUUCUGCUUCCAUUCUUGCUUUUGUAACCUGAAUAUGUUUUGGAUCUAUAGAUGUCAAUUAAAGAUAUUGACUGUCAAUUAAA